AUAUUUGUUUUGUCCUUUUAAUAUAGAAAGAGAAUACGCUGUAAUGUACUACAAAUGUAUAAUGUUCUCCUGUAUUGACGUGUACUUUUUUACGCUUGUAACAAACGGUUUGUCUAUACAUCUAGAAUCGAAGUUAAUAUAUUGAUACUAUAAUUCGAAAUUAAAGCAUUACAUAUUUAUGAUAAUAAAUAUUAUCUGCGUCCGCGUACCAAUAAUCAGUUUUAUAAUAAAAAUGUUGAAUUUAUACAUUAGAUUAGGAUUUAUAAUAUCCACGUAAUAAUUAGUUCUUUUAUUUCGUAUUUAAAUAUUAAAUCGAUUUCACAAAAAUUGCUGAUUAAUCUUCAGGUAGCACCAUGUAUUUACACGUAACUAUCGAACAAACGAACGUGACAUCCUAUGGUGUAAUUAUUUUUCAAUAGUAUUCCAUUCUGGAUAAUAGCAGCAAUUUGUGUCGAGUUCACAUAUGAAUUUGGAAUCUAGUUGAAGCAUUAUACCAAUUAAAAAUUGUGAUGAAUUUCGUUGACAUUAAACAAAUUGAAUGAAAAUACAUGUUUAAUCCGGAAGUGAACUGUUUUUCAAAUGACUAAUGCAUAGCGCGGUAAUUCAAAAUCAUGUCAAAAACUUUGAACAUUUCAAAUAUAGAUAUUCCUUUACGAAGACAAGUGUCCUUCUGCAGCAAAUCAAAAUAUCGUGACAACGAAAAAUAUACAUCGAAUAUAAUCUCAGCAAACUUAAAAAGAUCUAUUGUAUUUGGAGAAUGGAAGACAGAGAAGACUCGAACUGAAAAUGGAAAGCAAAAGCAUCUUACUGCUUCCAUCGGUUCAAAGAAACCAAUUGUUAUUACAAAAAAAAAGUAUAAGGAGUUUAAAAAGCAUGGUCAUUAUGUCACCAAAGAAGAGAAACAAGCAACUAUUGCACUAGCAGAAGAGGAAAGACAUAGACUUACCAAGGAUAGCAUGAUGCGCAAAGAAGCUAUUCGUAGGAUGGACUUAACAAAGACACGUGAAAAAGGCAAAAUAUUAAAUGAAGUCGAGGAAGAAGCUAGAAAAAGGACAAUGCAUUUACUUGAAAGAGCUUACAAUUUAAAGCUCGAGCAAGAAGAGGAAAUUCAAAAGUAUAAUCGGCUUAUCUUAGAAACUAAAUGUAGAGCCAUAAGAGAUAUGCAGAUAGCUGAAAAGAAAUUAAUCAAACAAGAAUUAGCAGAAGAAGAAAAACGUUUAAAUGACAUGAUGGAAAAUGAAAGAAGAUGGGCGAUUGAGGAAGAUUUAAAAAAGGAAGAAGAAGAAAUUUCUAGGAAACAAAUAUUUGCAAAGGUUUUAAAGGAUCAAAUUACAGAGAAUGAAGAGCAACGAAUACUUGAAUUUGAAAGAAAGCAAGAGGAGAGUCAGCUAAUUAAUAUGAAUAAUAUAACUUGGCAAUUAGCAGAAAUAGAAAAAUUACGUCAUAAGGAAGCUGAAAGUGCUAAAAUCCGUCAAGAUCUAGCAGAAGUGAAUGAACAAUUGAAGCAUUUUAAAGUUAUGGAACAAGAGGAAAAUAGAAUAAUAGAUUUAAGGAUAAAACAAUAUAAAAAAUAUAAAGAAGAAAGAGAAACUCAAUUAGAUGAAAAGCAAAGAUUGGAAAAUUUAUAUAAAGAGCAGGAAAAAGAAAGAUUGGCUGUACAGGCAAAGCACACGCAAGAUCUUCAAGCACAAAUUGAUGCAAUAAAUGCAGACCGUAUACAAGAAGAAGUAGAGAGGGAAUGGAGACGGAAAGAAAAAGAAGAAGCUAUGAAAAAAAUUGAAACUAUACAGGAUCUUUGGAAAGGGAGAGAAGAACAAAUAAAGAAUAAGAAAUUAAUACAAGCAAUUGAAAUUGACAGAGAAAAACGUGAAUUUGAAAGAAUUCUACGUGUACAAAAGGAAGCAUUUUGCCAUGAUAAGAAAAACCGUGAAAAGAAACAACAAGAAGCUCUUGUCCAUCGUAGUGAAAUAUUAAAACAGGUGAAUGAAAAGGAAAGAGAACGUAUUCAAGCAAGACAAAAGAUGUUUGAAGAAGGAUUGGCAAUUCGUACACAAGUUGCUAUGCGCAAGAAAAAGUUACAGGAGGCUAUGAAUAAAAAAUGUGAAGAAAUGAGAGAGAGCAAGAUACCUGAAAUAUAUAUUAAUGAAGUUAAACGCAUGAUCGAAAAUAUUAAAUGAUACAUAUAUACAUCUUGUGAGA
Messenger RNA from Vespula pensylvanica (western yellowjacket), 2199 nucleotides. RefSeq names its product cilia- and flagella-associated protein 45-like. The transcript has 6 exons. The record is from RefSeq and is a predicted model, not a curated record. The coding region runs from base 612 to 2177 and encodes 521 amino acids. Lineage: Eukaryota; Metazoa; Arthropoda; Insecta; Hymenoptera; Vespidae.